AAUCCAUGGAUCUUGAUCCAUAACGAUGGUUACACGGAGAUACAUGGUUUAUCCCAGGUAACGCAGAUAUGGCGUAGUAGUACCACGGUGAAAAGUGAAUUUUCAUGUGGCUAAGUAUAGUGAGUGAAUGUUGAUGCUAUAAAAAUUUGUUGUGUUAUAAGGAGUCUACUGUGUGACCAUAAAGUGUUCAUUGAAGACUAUGGAAGUGAGAGUCUUCUUGUGGUGAAAAUCCAGUUGGAACAAUGCUACGUGUUUUUAUGGUAUCCUGAUAAGAUAUCAAAGGUGUCUAAUCUGUGAUUUAUUAAAAAAAAUUGUGAAAAAUACUUCAAAUGUUUUUACUAUAGUGCUAUGUUACGAAAUAGCCUGAGGAUGAAACUGUUAGCUAACAAUGAUAUUGGUACAGGAUUCUAUAUUGUUUUGGAGUAGUGAAUAUAUAAUUAUGGUACAGUCGUGGCUGGUUAAGCAAUGACGUUUUAUAUCUGGCGAAUAAUCCCAGGAUAGUAUAGUGACUCAGCCUGAUACCUUUGCGUGCAUUGGAAUUUGAAACUGGUGAUAAUUAUCAAGGAAAGUGCAAGUCGUUUGCUAUAUCUGUGUUUGCAUGUGAUAAACGUGUGAAUCUAUACUGUGUUUAAUUGUGCGUUAGAAUGUCCUGGACAAUGAAUUUAUCCUUCAUAUGUCUUCUCCUGAGUAUCUUGACUCUGGUGAAGUCGCAAUCACAAUCCGAUUCGACAGAUCAGCCAACAAUUUAUUACACAGAGCCCAGUUUUGUUGGUUCCAGUAGUGGAAAUGGAGUUCAGGAUUUCACUGAACUACCUGGAGGUCGGAUCACCAAGGGUCAAAGGCUAUUGGAAAGGUCACGAAGUCCUUACUUACUUCGUGAAGAUCUUUUCGUCGAGCGUGCCGGUGAGCUCGUCGUAGAAUCUGGUGUCGAGAUCCGGUUUGCCCCUAUGAUAGGAAUCACCAUCCGCGGUGUGAUUACUGCCAAGGGCGAACCAGAGAAGCCCAUAAUAUUAACAAGUGCAGAGACUCCGUCCGGUCAACCUGAGCCAAGGUCUAUUCGUCUGGUGGAUGGUCCAAGUCCGUUGGAAGGUCGACUUCAGCUUCUUCACCAGGGCGAAUGGCGUGCUGUUUGUACAAACUCAAGAAAUUGGACUCGUGCCGAUCUGGAGACUGCCUGUCGCGAAUUGGGUCUACAAGGUGGUCGAUGGGUAGGCUGGAUGGAUAGACAAUGGCCAGCCAAACCACGUCUUCUAUACGAGCAACCGCAGUGCCGAGGUACCGAGGAAUCCCUGCAAAGUUGCGACCAGUGGUCUAACAGGCAACUCGGUGCUGGAGUCUGUGACUAUCAUCCUGACCUUGGCAUCUCAUGUUCUCCACAUCAUGACGGUGCGACUCAGGCCGUUAGGCAUUGGCGAGGUCUCAGGUUCGAAGGUGCAGUUUACGACAAGCCUCUGAUACAAGAAAACACAAUGUAUAUUAAAAGGUCGAAGUCCAUUCUGAGAUACGUCGAUAUCAAGUAUGCAGGCACCGGAAGAGAAUUUAACGUCACUUCCGCUCUUCAUAUCGAGGGUGUACCACCCCAGAUGGAAUCCUUGUCGAUACUUCAUUCAGCAUUUACGGGUAUAAAUAUUACCUCUCCGGACGCUCCAAUUGUUCUAAAAGGCUGUACUAUACGUAGUAACAAAGGAUAUGGAAUCUACAUGAAUAGUUCAUCUGGACUAGCACACAUUGAUAACUGUGUCGUCCUUGAUAAUGGAGCUGAUGGAAUAAAAUAUGUCCACUAUGACGAAAGACCUGACGACAAGCUUGACCGGGCGGAUGUCUUCGACCUCUGCACAUUUCCCACAACAACAAGCCAAACAUUUCCCAUUACGAUUUCUAUGGAGCAAAAUAAAUAUGCGCCAAAUCCAAAACGAUGCCCACAGCAUAUUUUUACCCAACCCGGCCACGUGCUGACACUGCAAUUCCUGCAAAUGAAAACUGACAGAAACGACAGUGCUACCAUAGAAAUUUACGAUGGUGUAAGCAACGGCGAAAAACUCCUGGCUCGUGUCAGCGUUAGAAAUGGAACUUUACCACAGAGUGUGACGACAACUCGUCAGAAUUUAUUUAUAAAGUUUAAUGCCCAAUCUUACACGCAAAUGAUCGCAUUUAUACGACUUUCUUCAGGAUACAAAAAAAUGUACGACCUCAAUGUAACCGGCAGUACAAUUGCUGAUAAUAACGGAAGAGGUAUUGCUGUUGAGAAACUUCGUUCAGCGCUUCACAUUCAUGAUACUUCAGUGUCGAAUAAUAACCACGUUGGUGGUGUUCACGUCCUUGGUGGCGCUGCCGACGUGAACGUUACGGAAAGUCGAAUUUCGUUCAACAGAGGCGACGGAAUUAACAUCACAGUCAUAGGAGGAAAUAGAAAUAUCUCACGUACCAGUAUAUCCUCCAAUCAGGGUUAUGGGUUUGCUGUAUGGUUAAAUGACAGUUCCUAUACUGAGUAUAUUCAUUUUAAUCAGACAACUGUUGUUGAAUACUCUGAGAUAUUUAGGAACAAGGAUAUUGGUGUUUUGGUCGGGAAUUCUACAGGCAAUUCCUACGUAAAUGUAACGGGAAAUUGGUUUAACAGUAGUACAGAAACAGCUGUACAGGUAGAGUCCAGUUGGCGAUACAAUCAAGGAUUAUUGUGGCUACAAAUUGGCCAUAAUGUAUUCAUUCAGAAUGCAAAGCUGGGUAUUAAAUUGAGUCCAGCUUUAAAUAUGAAGGGUUGCGUCGAGUACAAUCACUUUAAAGAACAUACUUAUGGCGGUAUAUUGGUCAAGAAUCCUCUCUACGAGGAAUUCAAUAUUUUGCCGGCAGAUAUUGUAAUUCAGCACAAUGAGUUUUACAAUAAUCGUGGCGUGUACGUUGUCAGUAUUGGACUCUCGCCUUAUAGCGACGUUCAGCAGCUGCUGUUUACAAGAAAUUUUGUACGUGACAAUCGUGUACGAGAACCCUUUGACAACAGUGAUAUACAAGGAUCACGUUUAAUUCCACGAUCAAGAGUCUCCGCGGCUGUUGUUGUCUCAUCCAGUAAUGUUCAUAUUUUUCGAAACAUAUUGCACAAUCUCGAUUCCCAGUACGAGAUUGGCUCCCAUUUAGAAGACCAGAGUAAAAUUAUCAAUUGUACAUACAAUUGGCUUGGUUUUUCUCAAGAAGAGAAAAUAUUUGAAAGAUUGUUUCAUAGGAAAGACAGAUAUAAUCUGGCAAAAAUUGAAUAUAUACCCUACUUACUGCAUAGUAGCAAUCCUAGUGCCAAUACGAUCAUUUCGAAUCCAACGUUCGUAGCCCAGUUUAACACGCCUGGAACGAAUUUGGUGGGUGGUGAGGUUGACGGACAGGAAAUUCUGCAGGCUGGAGAGUACAUCGUCAGGCGGGAUAUCAACAUUAGACCGGGUGGUAAACUUAUUCUUCAGCCAGGAGUUACCUUGAGAUUUCCACCAGCUGUGGGAAUGAUGGUGGCUGGCAAAUUGGACGCCCGUGGUAAAGGACCCAGCGAUAUUCUUAUGACCCUCAAGGAAGAAAUUAUAAUAGAACCUGAAAAUGAAACACUUGCUGAAAUGGUUAGACUCGACGAAGCUGAUUCAGUACCUGUUAGACUUUUGGGCGGUAAAACAAACCUGGAAGGCCGUUUACAGGUUCGAAUUGGUGAAAAAUGGGGUACGGUCUGUAAUUAUGGUUGGACUAUUCGUGACGCAGCAUUAGUGUGUCAUCAAUUGGGACUCACAUUAGAAUCAGAUAAUUGGUUCAUGGAACGAUCUCAGAUUCCUAGUGCCGGGACGAAUGAGGAUAUUAUUCUCAGCAAUGUGCAAUGCACUGACGAUGACAUUGACGUAUCUAAAUGCAAAGCUGAGAGUCAGGGAGAAUUUGAGAAUUCCUGUACACAUGACAACGAUGUCGGAGUCAGAUGUUCGGAGGCCGCAUGGGCCGGACUCAGAUUAGGUCCUUUGGCGCAGAGAAGUGACUUGCAAUACAUAACCAUUGAGAAAGCUGGUUUACUAGAUUACACUACGAGUUCCUUUAAACCAGCUCUGCAAAUCGACUUUGCUCGUCACUCCCUGGAGGGCAUUAAGGUAGUGAACAAUCUGCAGGACGGUCUAGGUGUCCUGUACUCUGACAUUUAUUCGGCCGACGCCGUGAACACUGUGAAAAAUAGUGAUUUCUCAAACAAUGGCGGUAGCGGAAUUAGUUUCAAGCAGUUGGGUCUUCGCAUUGCCAAUUCCAAAAUUGAAAAUAAUAAAAUCGCCGGGGUCAGGCAUAAUCCAGCUUUCUCUGCGGUACAGCAGAGAGAAUUAGCUGGAUGGUUUGUACUAUCGCCGGAUAUGACAGUUGAUACACCCUACAAUCCCAUAAUAGUACCAGCAGAUGGUACUACGGAUAUUAAAUUAUCUACUGGAGAAACAAAAUAUUUAGUAACAUCCAAGUACAUUGGAGAAAAUCUUGAGCGGCGUAUAAAUAUACACUGCACUCCAGGAUACGUUAUUGGGAUUCAACUUCUUAAUCCCAUUCACAAUCGAAGCACCGAAGAAAUAAUUCUUCACGAUUCGCAACACAUCAUUCACAAAGGGAACAUUUGGCAUGUUAAAAGAGACUUGACUGUAUUUCCAGUAGCGUCCAGUUCAUUCGUAGUUAUACUGGAGUAUCGAAGCGGAAGCAAUGCACUAGGAGGUACAGUCAUGGUUCUCACAGCACUUCCGGCUCCUGUGCAGGAUAUUCGUAAUAAAAUUGUCAAGGGCCCAGUUCCGACGCUAACUAUGUCUAAUGUAAAAAUCAAAGGAAACAAGAAAGGAAUUCUUGCCUCUUACUAUAAUCGUUACAUAGACGAGAUUGGUGAUCAUUACUUGAGAAAAGCUAAUGAAUCUAUUCGUCUAAUUAAUUGCGAAAUUUCGCAUAAUACCGAGGAGGCCAUUCACAUACAUUCUCCUCACUGGAACGUGUUUGAAUCGAAUAUAUCCGAAAUAUCAUUUCACGUGAACAAUACCUUAAUUACCGACAAUGGUAAAGGUAUUUUACAAUUUAGCAGAGAUAUGAGACACUCGAAUAAUCUGUUUCACUGGAUUAUGCAAGAUAGCACAAUUGAGAGGAAUCAAGCUGGUGGCUUUGAAGUAUCACUACCAUAUGUUUGGCAGUACAAUGAAAACUUCACUCACACUCUGUACUUUGGUAACAAUACUUGGCAGAACAACAACCAUUUCAGUUUUGUAGUAGACGGCCACUUCGCUAUGCUGAACAUGUCUCACAAUCAGUUUGAUAGUAACCGAUGCAAGACUGGUUUAAUAUCAAUCCGUGGAAUGGAAAAGAAAAUGCGAAUUAAUAAUAAUCGAAUAUUGCGAAACAGUGGAACAUACAUGGUGGAAUUUAAGGCUGACAGUCAGUCAGAAAUUUUAGGCGAAGUUCAUGCUCACUUCAUUUUCAAUGAAGUUAAACAAAAUCAUCAUGGUCUCAUUAGUCGUGGUUUUCAUCAAAUGUACAAUACACCGACUUACGUAGUUGGAUUUCAUGGUAUUCAAAAAGUGCGGGUGAACAGAAAUUUAUUUGGCGAUAAUUCAUUGGACUACGAAUUGUUAGCUGGUAUAAAAACGGCUAAAAUUAAUAACGUGGUGGACGUGUCUGAAAAUUGGUGGGGAACAGCAGACGAUGCACAAAUCAGGCAGAAAAUCUUCGACUUUGACGACUGGAAUGAUCAUGCGGUGGCGAAUUUUCGGCCGUAUUUGGCUACUGACAGUUUGGACUCAUCGAUUUCGGCGUCAUUCGAAUUGAAGACUGAGGUUGACCUGAACAAUUUGGGUGGACGUGUCUUGGAAAGUCUGUCUUUGUACCCCAGGUCAGAAUCUUACGUUGUCCGAUCUGACAUUACCGUGAUGCCGGAAGCGACUUUGUAUAUCUAUCCGGACGUCGUGAUGGAAUUCGCACCUAACGUCGGUAUCCUGGUGCUUGGAACUCUGAAAGCCAUUGGCGCUGCAGGUCACGAGAUCAUCAUGAAGCCACUUAGCGGAGAUAGCUCAAUCGCUCUUAAGCCUAACAGUAAAAGGAGUUUGAUGAGAGAUCCGCCAUUGGAAACGAUUCGUCUUUGCAAGGAUGGAAAUUGCACGUCGUCGACUAACGAAGGUUUCCUGGAAUUCUUUAAUCGCACGACCCUGCAAUGGAUUCCUCUCUGCGAUUCUCGAUUCACCGAAAGAAACGCUCAGGUAGCCUGCAGGCAACUAGGAUAUGAUCCCUUGAACGUUUAUGUGGCUCGUGAUCGUCGAUAUGAACUUCAUCCGGGAUCCUUGUACAGGAUCUGGUCCUGGCCCGAACCGCAACAAUGCUCCGGUAGCGAGGAAAGCCUAGAGGACUGUCAAAUCAGAUUGAAUGGUCAAUUAUUCGGUCAUCGAUACGAAUGUCCUUGGGAUGGGAAAUUUGUAUUUAUACACUGCGGCGAAAGAAAUAUUGAUCCUUCGACGGAUUAUUGGGGUGGAAUACGUAUUGCAAAUAGUGAAUUUGAACAUCAUCUUUACGAACACAGAAUUCAUGAUGUUGUUACACAUGAGACGGUGCAAAGGGUGGAAUCAGUGCUUAAAUUCAUUAAUAUCACUGGUGCUGGUAUUUUGCACAAUGAAAAAUCAGCGGCUGUACAGUCAAUCAUGAAAUCCCCGGAAAUCAGUCAUGUUAAUAUCACUAAAAGUGCAUAUCAUGGAAUUAAUGUAAUAUCUCCUACGAAUACGGUGAAAUUACUAUUUAACGAAAUUAAAAAUGUCCUUGGCAAUGGCGUGAAUAUUUUAUCGAUAACUGGAGAAGGUCGCGAAGCCGAAGAGAGUUCCUUUACACCUAUCAAGGAUUUGAAUAUUCCUUAUCAUUUAUUUAGCAUGAUCGACAUAUGUGACACUACGAAAGAAAUAAUAAUAGAGGAGAGAGUCCUCGUGUAUUAUAAGUAUGACAAUAAUCCAGUGAAUUGUGUGAAAAUAUUUAGAAGUGCCUACAGAGCGAAACCAUUUGGAUUUAGGCUCUUACAAUUCAACUUGUUCAAUUCCACUGGAAAACCAGGACGAGCAGAUGGUAUAACUUUGUAUGACGGCGAUAUUUAUAAUGUAACUGCCACGAAGAUAGGACAUCUGGAAAUGGACAGUACACAUGAGAAAAAAUUAUUUCGCACACAUGGUCCCAGUCUCAGCGUAAGACUUUUUGCAAAUGGCGCAAGUAGUACACACGGUUUUAUAGCGGAAGUUGUAACACUGCCCAUUUCUGCUAUUGGCUUCAAUCGCGACGUACAACACAAUGUUUCUUAUUCUAUAAUAUCAAACUGUCGCGAAGGGGCUGUCAAAUAUGCAAGUGCAGGCGAAGUCAAUGCUAUAAUAACGCUGGAGCGUAAUCAGUUUACAAAUAACUGUGGAAAGCUUUAUGGUAACUUUUCUACCUGUAAGUCAGCAGUUUGGUUGGACGUACAAAAUACUCAAUCGCUGUAUUUCAUGAACAAUCUAGUGAAAGGAAAUCAAGGUGGUCUCUCAAUACGUGCAGAUUCGAGAGGAUCUGCUACUUCUUUGAAAGGUUGGAUUCAGAACAAUCUUUUCACAGAAAAUCUUAAUAAACCAGCACUCUACGUUGAAGGACGUCAGAGCAGUCCUUAUCAAGAAGUAACGAUAUACCGGAAUUACUUCACUAAGAACAACGCGCCAUAUGACAAUAACAUUGUACUGAAACAAGUUGUCAGUAACAUGACCCUGAAUUAUCUACACGGUAAUCUUGGGAUGCACCUUUUGGAAAUUUCGGGCUUUGAACGAGUUCGGUUACCAAUUUAUCAAAGUACUUCCCACAAUGGCUUCUAUAAAAAUUAUGCUGUGGAUAGAGAAGGUCGUAGUACCAUAAUAGCCGGUACUCCUGGACAACAAUACGUCGAUAAUGUCUUCUUCAACCCUGACAAUGAUUACGAAAUGCUUACGGUUAAUAGGUCACUCGUUGUCGACAUGGAAUGGUAUUAUAACCAACUGGAAAUGUGGAGAUCGCAUGUGGAUGCUAGACACAACUGGUGGGGAUAUAACGAGACUCUAGCAGUAUCAGGAAGAAUCCGGGACCGCGGAGAUUCCCCUGAAUUAUUGCAAGUUGAUUAUCAACCAUUCCACAUGAACAAUAAAUCCGUAUUAAAUGGAAAGUGUCCUCCUGCUUGGGAACUGGUUGGCGACACUUGUUAUAUAUACAUUGGUGCUCCAAUGGACUUCUAUGGUGCACGUGACUUUUGUCGUUCCGCCAAUGCAUCCAUGCCCUUCAUUAUGGGUGAUUACAUAGAACUGUGGAAGUUCUUGCGUAGACAGCAGGAGCGUUUUGAUUAUUCAUGGCGAGUUUGGGUCCAACAAUUGGAACGAGUCGAUCAGUGCACUAUGUUUACGUAUCAAACAAUUGAGAUUGAUCACUGCAGUCAACCGAGUCCGUUCGUCUGUGAAAUAGAUCCAAGAGUUAACAUUGAUCCAUUGUCUUGGAGAAAGGACAUAGUAGCAGUAGGAGUCCUCGGUGCUAUUGGAGUAGCGUUAGCUCUUUUGGCGGCCGCCAUCGGACUUUGGGUAUCAAAAUCAAAGAGAAGAAAAGUUGAACGAUUAGACAGAAGAAACUCGAUAAGACAAUCGCUACACUCUUUGCGAUCCGUUGGCUCCACUUCCGGUUUUACGGAAUUAGCAUACAGAAGAAAACCAGUUGCCACAAAACAGUCGACCGACACGCUGAACUCAAAGUCUCUGGAUUACAAAAAGAUGAUGAACGGAGGUAGCAUAGACAGCAUGGACAAAUCUCAACUGAAUUCUUCCAUGGAGGACAAUCAAAGCUACGACGUCUACGAGGCGCACAAUCCCCGCUACUCGCCAAGUACAAGUGAAUUCAAGAGCACCAAUCAAAAGUAUCCAAGUGCUCAGGCAGAUAAUCCAGCGUUCGAUUUAGCCUACCGCAACGAAGGCUUCCGAAAUCACUCGACAUUCACGUCUAGGAAUAACAGCAAUUGGCCGUCCGCGGCCAAUAGCGAAGCUGCACCCGACGAGAGUCCUCCAGAUCCAAUUCACGAUUCUUCAUAUCUAAACAAUGCAUCUACAUUGCCUUUAAAUUCAAGUAUCGCGUUAACAGACUCAAUAAGUGAGCUCAAACGGGAUAUAGAAUCUACACCUGCAUAUACGCCAACCGAAUACGGCACGUAUGAUACAACUCCAUUGACUCCUGGCUCGGAACCAGUACCGGAGUACUUUAGUCCACCGCUUCCACAUCCUUAUUACUACGAGGAGCGACCCAGAAGCGAAGCCCUCUUAGAAACAAAUCUUGACACUGCCGAGGAGAAGCCUUUAAGGUCAAAAAGUGAAGCAUUACUUGAGACCAAUUUCGAUGUGUUCCUUCCUAACGAGCCGACGGAACUCACUCAGCUCUCUGCUGCUGCUAGAAGUAAAAGUCAGCCCCUAGAAACGGCUAUGUAGAAUGAAAGUACAAAAACAAAAGAAUCCCCUUAGAAAGUUUUCCUAGUAUCGGUUUGAAUCAAACGAGGAAGUACAUAUUGUACAUUUGAUUUUUUAUAGAUACGCAUUGUCAGUUCAACGUGAAAGUUAUGUUAUACGGUGUAUUAAUAAGGGGAUGAUAAGGUGAUCGAUAGUGCACGAAAGGAAGAUUAAUUAAGACUUCUUUGUGUUUUGUGACGUUUACUUUUUUUGAAAGAUAUAUCCUUCAAUUAGCGUCGUUUAACUUAACUGAGAUUCUCUAGUGACAGAUGAACAUAUGAAAUAUGAUUGUUACAAAUUUGGAGUCUUUGCUGGGAAUCGCAUCGGAUUUUGUUUGACCUAUUUAACGAAAAUCUAGUUGAAGAUAGCGACAUACUCUUUCAGUAUGAAUGCCAGAAUUUUUCUCUUUCUUUUUUUCUUCCUCUUCGUAUACCACGUCAGAUCAAGCAGCAAUUAUUUUUAUUUACUUAAAAACAUCAAAUAAUAUCGAUCGAGCCAUUUCUGGUAUUUACAUUGAUUCAGUAUGUGGUUGAUCAUUGAUUAGUUCGAUGCACCACCGAUCUCAUUCUUUAAUUAUCACAGUCAGAACGAACAUACAAAGUAUCUAGUUCACAUCUUAACGUUUAAGAAUACAAUUCAUCAGUCUCAUGAAUCUAUAAUGAAUUUUUCAUCUAUUUCUUUGUCGUCUAUUCCUUUCGUUUUUCUCAUUUUUAAUAUCACACUUUUGGAUAUGCGACUCGCCGUGGAACGUUCGCAUAUCCAAAAUAUCACACGCUUUGACAUUUUACACUUUUUACGUGUAUACCUGCUUCUCGGUGAACUCUUGCCAGAGAUUCACCAGAAACAGAAUAUAAAUAUAAUAUCAGAAUAGGUACGCUUCCCUAGGUUAUCAUCAAAAUGACAUUUCGACGAACCUCAAUAAGUAGCGCACAGUAGAAAAAAUCGAGCUUUUUCAGUACGGAAUACAAUAGGCGUAUUUAUUAUUAUUAUUAUUAUUUCGUUAAGCGAUUUUAAACUUUGUCUGUGGAUGAUUAGCACUAUAUUAGCUGACAGUUAAAGAUUCAUUAACGUGGACGCUCCCUUCCUCGUAGCUACGUCACUCACCGUUACUGACGAAUGAUUUUACUAAUUAUUCUAAUUACGUUACCCGUUACACGAAUCUAGAAUGUAUACAUAGACAUAAUGAGAUACACAUACAGUACGACUAAUCGCUGCUAUUCAUUGUGCAAGUUUUGCUUAUCGUACACUGCCUAGAUAUACGACGAGAAAUAUGCCUCGCGACUGUUAUGUAGACAAAAAAAGAAAAGAAAAAAGAUUCAUGCUAACAGCGAAUCGUACGAGCCUGUUCGUGUCUUGUGAUAUAACUCGCGUUGUCAUGUAAAUGCGAGUAUAAAUUAUGCGAUUGCCAAUCGCGAUGUACUGUCUUUAAGAAUUUGUAUUGUGAGGAUUUAGAACUGAGUAUACUGCGAAGCAAUGAAUUCGUAAUAAAUUAGAGGAUUUCCGUUAACUCAUUCAACAUCCAAUUUAAUUCCGGUUUCUUCUUCGUGGCACAUUCAAUUCUAAAUCCUCGAAUAGAACGGAUGUAAUCACUUUGUAUAAUUCAUUAAGAAUCUUUUAUCUUAGUUUACUUAAGCUUAGUGCGUUUGUUAUAAUCAUAUAGCUUAGUUGACCUACAAGUCGUAUAAAGUGUCCGCGUCCAUGUAAUUACAGUGUUAUCCGUCCAGUAGACUUAAGUAUUGAUCACUAAUCGAACUAACGAUCGAUUAGUAGAUUCAUUGGUUGUUAUUAUAACGAGGCAUUGUAAGAUACUCAUCAGCCGAAUUCAAAUGACCCGCCACUCUUAGUGAUUGACUGUAUAUUGUAAAAACUCGAAUAUAGAGCUUUCACUUGGAAUGGCAAUUCGAAAAUAACGGCGACCAUUGUAAAUGAGGAAGCAUAUAUGCAUGCAUCUGCGUAUCAAAAUAUACCUAUAUACACGUAGAUAUAAGAAAUACUUAAGUAUAUAGAAUUAAUACAUUUUUUUUAUACAAGUGUAUUUAUCAUUACGCGUUAUCAUUGUUCAAAAUGAUUGUUGCUUCUCGUGAAAAUGAAAUUUUUAAGAAUCCGAGUGCGAAGUAUAAUUGAUUGAAAGUGAAGAUAUGACGGAGUUACGUAUUAGAGAGUUUGUACUUACGUUCGUACAAGGAUAUAUUUGUUGUAACGAAGCGAAACGUUAAAAAUAAAUGCUAAUGAUUCUUAUAA
Messenger RNA from Cephus cinctus (wheat stem sawfly), 11708 nucleotides. It is a transcript of the gene bark, whose product is annotated as protein bark beetle. The record is from RefSeq and is a predicted model, not a curated record. Lineage: Eukaryota; Metazoa; Arthropoda; Insecta; Hymenoptera; Cephidae. Bases 645 to 9449 code for a protein of 2934 amino acids. Gene Ontology annotation, cellular component: membrane. The transcript has 27 exons.